ACAACUCUGCCCUUAGAAGGCUUAUCUCUAUCUACGGAGAGCACGCCGAGGCACACAUUUUCAACCUUUAGUCUUCCAUUUGCACACUCUCUCCGCAGCAUCAAUGGCGGCACUCAUUGCUUGAUCAAUUUCAGUCCUUUGUUUGAAUCUCACACAACCGUCCCUCCACAGUUUGAAUCAGCCGUUGUGAAGAUGAGAGUUGCGGUGGUAGGCGGUGGAAUUAGUGGACUUGUUUCAGCUUACGUUCUUGCAAAAGCAGGCGUUCAGGUGGUGCUUUAUGAGAAGGAACAUUGCCUUGGAGGCCAUGCCAAGACUGUCACUUGCGAUGCUGUUGAUUUAGACCUUGGUUUCAUGGUCUUCAAUCGUGUAACAUAUCCAAAUAUGAUGGAGUUUUUCGACAGUCUUGGAGUUGAUAUGGAGAUUUCAGAUAUGUCAUUCUCAGUCAGCUUAGAUAAAGGCCUAGGCUGCGAAUGGGGUAGCAGAAAUGGUCUCUCCAGCUUGUUUGCUCAGAAGAAGAACCUAUUCAAUCCAUACUUCUGGCAAAUGAUUCACGAGAUUGUCAAGUUUAAGAAUGAUGUUCUCAGUUAUGUUGAAGAGCUCGAAAACAAUCCGGACCUUGAUCGCAAUGAGACCUUGGGGCAGUUCAUGAAGUCGCGGGGCUACUCUGAGUUAUUUCAGAAGGCUUAUCUUAUUCCCAUAUGUGGUUCAAUAUGGUCCUGUCCCUCUGACGGAGUGUUGAGCUUCUCAGCUUUCUCUGUUCUUUCAUUUUGCCGUAAUCAUCAUCUACUUCAGCUCUUCGGCCGCCCACAAUGGCUUACUGUCAGAUGGCGUUCACAUACUUAUGUCAACAAGGUCAAGGAACAACUUGAGAGCUGGGGUUGUCGAAUAAGAACUGAUUGUGAGGUGUGUUCUGUUGUGUCAGCUGAUGAAGGUUGCAGUGUAGUAUGUAGAAAUGGUUCUCAAGAAUUGUAUAAUGGCUGCAUAAUUGCAGUUCAUGCUCCGGAUGCUCUGAGAAUGCUCAGAAGCCAAGCUACAUUCGAUGAAACCAGAGUACUUGGUGCAUUCCAGUAUGUCUACAGUGAUAUUUACCUUCAUCGUGACAAAAGUUUUAUGCCCCAAAACCCAGCAGCAUGGAGUGCUUGGAACUUUCUUGGAAGUACAGACAGAAAAGUCUGCCUAACUUACUGGCUCAAUGUGCUUCAGAACCUUGGUGAAACCACUUUACCUUUUCUUGUAACACUCAAUCCGGAACUUAGGCCAGAGCAUACGUUGCUUAAAUGGACGACUGGUCAUCCAGUCCCAUCUGUUGCUGCAUCAAAAGCUUCACUUGAGCUCGAUUGUAUUCAGGGAAAGAGAGGAAUUUGGUUUUGCGGAGCUUAUCAGGGUUAUGGCUUCCAUGAGGAUGGACUGAAGGCAGGCUUGAGUGCUGCACAUGGAGUGCUGCGAAAACCUUGUGAAAUUUUGUGCAACCCGAAACACAUGGUACCAUCACUGAUGGAAACAGGAGCCCGAAUUUUUGUUGCUAGAUUUCUAGGACAUUAUAUCUCUACUGGCACUUUGAUUUUACUGGAGGAAGGAGGCACAAUAUAUACUUUUGAGGGAACUAAGAAAAGCUGUCAUCUGAAAACUAUUUUGAGAGUUCAUAAUCCCCAGUUUUACUGGAAGGUUAUGACACAAGCUGAUUUAGGCCUUGCAGAUUCAUAUAUCAAUGGAGAUUUUUCAUUUGUGGAUAAAGAAGAAGGUCUUCUAAAUCUAUUUAUGAUUCUUAUUGCCAACAGAGAUCUUGAUUCUUCUGUCUCCAAAUUGAAGCAGAAAAGGGGUUGGUGGUCACCAAUGUUAUUGACAGCUGGUAUAGCAUCUGCAAAGUAUUUCUUUCGCCAUGUUUCUAGACAAAAUACUCUUACACAAGCUCGUAGAAAUAUAUCUCGUCACUAUGAUCUGAGCAAUGAACUUUUUGCGCUGUUCUUGGACGAAUCAAUGGCUUACUCAUGUGCUGUAUUUAAGAGUGAGGAUGAAGACCUGAAAGUGGCGCAAAUGAGAAAAAUUUCUCUUCUGAUUGAGAAAGCAAGAGUUAGUAAAGAGCAUCGAGUUCUAGAAAUUGGUUGUGGAUGGGGAACCUUAGCCAUUGAAAUUGUUAAACGAACGGGAUGCAAAUACGCAGGUGUUACUCUUUCUGAGGAGCAACUCAAGUAUGCUGAAAUGAAAGUUAAGGAAGCUGGCCUUCAGGAUCAUAUCAGAUUUUACCUCUGUGACUAUCGCCAGUUGCCUAAAACCAGCAAAUAUGACAGAAUUAUUUCUUGUGAGAUGAUUGAAGCUGUAGGCCAUGAAUUCAUGGAGGAAUUUUUCGGCUGCUGCGAAUCAGUCCUCGCGGACAACGGGCUUCUUGUUCUACAGUUCAUAUCGAUACCGGACGAGCGCUACAACGAGUAUAGGCUGAGUUCAGACUUUAUAAAGGAAUACAUUUUUCCUGGUGGAUGCCUGCCUUCAUUAAGUAGAAUAACAUCAGCCAUGGCUUCUGCAUCCAGACUCUGUGUGGAGCAUGGGGAAAAUAUUGGAAUCCAUUAUUACCAAACACUCCGAUGUUGGAGAAAAAAUUUCAUGGAAAAACAAAGCAACAUUCUUGCUCUGGGAUUCAACGAGAAGUUCAUUCGGACAUGGGAGUAUUAUUUUGAUUAUUGUGCGGCUGGUUUCAAGUCUUACACACUGGGAAAUUACCAGAUUGUAUUUUCACGUCCUGGGAACACAUCAGCAUUUUGCAAUCCUUAUGAAGCAUUUCCUUCGGCAUGUUGAAGGGAGACCAGAGGCCAUAUAUACUUUCUUAUUCAAAACAUAUCAGAUUAUUGCAGGAUUAUUUAUAAUAAUUAGUGUGUUUUGGCUUCUUCCAUUUGAUUUUGUGAUUAGAUUGUGAUAUUCAUUUCUUGACGGGGCAAUUAGUUCCACGUUUAUACACAAUAUUGAAAAAGAAAAUAAAGCAAUUUAUUAUUGAAAA
This is a messenger RNA of Mangifera indica (mango), 2989 nucleotides long. Its product is annotated as tuberculostearic acid methyltransferase UfaA1-like. The record is from RefSeq and is a predicted model, not a curated record. Gene Ontology annotation, molecular function: oxidoreductase activity; methyltransferase activity. Bases 193 to 2790 code for a protein of 865 amino acids. The transcript is spliced from 24 exons. NCBI's taxonomy places the organism in Eukaryota, Viridiplantae, Streptophyta, Magnoliopsida, Sapindales, Anacardiaceae.